CUUUGGAGCCGCUGGGACGAGGCGGGAGCGGGCUCGCGGCGCCGCCGUGCCCAGUGCCCCGGGACAAUGCGCCCCUGCUGCCGCCGCCGCCGCCGCCGCUGCUGUUGGAGACCACUCCCCUUCCCCGGCUUCUUGCUACUGCAGCUCAUCCUGGCCCCUGGUCCUGGGACCGCUGCCACCUCUAACAGAUGUGAUACUAUUUACAAGGGCUUUGCUGAUUGUCUGAUCAAACUUGGGAACAGUAUGGUCCAGAGUGGGCAGUCUGACAAGGGGACUGACCUCACACCCCCUGAACUUGAAUCCAUCUGCAGGUCAUGGGAAAACUUUCAGACCUGUGCCAAUGGGGUCCUGGCCAACUGCCCACAGGAGGCGACUGCCAUCUGGGCGUCACUGAAAGAAGAAUCCCGAAAGGCCCAAUACCCGGGCAACCUACAUGACCUGUGCAGCUCUCGGCCUUUCCCCCCAAGUAACGUCAGGGGUGUCGCCAGUGAGGAGACCAACCAGGAGACCCUGCAAGGGUCUUCGUCUCCUGGCUCCCCAGCCCCAGCCCCAGCCCUGUUGGCUGCAGCACUGGCCCUUGCCUGUAUCCUAGGGCCCUUGGCUUAGCUCUCCAAGCAGAGUGUCACAGCCCACCCCAAGGAGACCCCCAGACCUGUUCCAGUUCAAUCCAGUGACUGGAUGAAUCACCUCUUGUGUGCAGAGCACCAUGUUGGGGCAAGGACUGCAAAGAUCGAAUUCCCUUUCUCGGUCCAGGCCCCCACCUUUUCUCCACUUGGUCCUGGGUCCUCCUGGUCUAGAGGAGCUGUCCAUCUUCUUCUUGCCUUCCCCUAUCCAAGGAAAGUGUGUGAAGGAAUACCUCCCAGAGCUCUUGGCUCUCAUGGGGGAAAGGGAAUCCCGGUAUCCCGUGUCUCUCUCCUUGGUGUCUACUUAGGUGGGGAACAGGAAUCUCCAGGUUCUGUGGGGCUCCAUGGCCUCUCCGCUCACCAAGGACAGCUCUGCCUGAGGCUCCGGCACCAGGUUAGGGAGCUGCAGAUACUUUUCCAAAGCAAGGGCUCUUGUCUCCCAGGCCCUAAUCUCCCUAUGGUCCCUGUCUCUAUUGAGGGAUCCCUGAGUUCCAUAAAGCCUGACGAUCCUUGUACCAGAACUCUAGGCUGCCCCACACCUUUAACACCCCUCCCUCUGUCCAAUCUCCGCCUGUUCUGGUUUCAUUAAAAAAGAUCUAUAUUUGUACUAAA
Messenger RNA from Antechinus flavipes (yellow-footed antechinus), 1235 nucleotides. It is a transcript of the gene NRN1L, whose product is annotated as neuritin 1 like. The coding region runs from base 67 to 606 and encodes 179 amino acids. Gene Ontology annotation, biological process: neuron projection extension; nervous system development. The record is from RefSeq and is a predicted model, not a curated record. The transcript has 3 exons. Lineage: Eukaryota; Metazoa; Chordata; Mammalia; Dasyuromorphia; Dasyuridae. Gene Ontology annotation, cellular component: plasma membrane.